Adineta ricciae is the source of this 624-nucleotide messenger RNA. NCBI's taxonomy places the organism in Eukaryota, Metazoa, Rotifera, Eurotatoria, Adinetida, Adinetidae. The record is from the annotation of a GenBank genome assembly.
AUGGCCUCGAGUCAUUUCGUUGACACCAAACGUUUCGUCCAUCGAUCAACGAAUAAAAAACUUGUUGCUUAUGUCAGUCCCCUAAAUCAAUCACGAUCUCAUGUCACUGCAAAAGCGCCCCAAACAGAUUCAUGGUCACCUUCGCCACCACCAUCACCGUUAACGGAUGAAUUGCAAUUACCAUCAAGAGAACGAACACGAGUUCUGGUUAGAGAAGAACGACGAGUACCAAUAAGCGUAGAAUCACGUUUACCAGUGAGAAGGGAGCAACGUAUUCCAAUAAGCUUUGAAUCACGAUUACCAGUGAGAGAAGAACAGCAUAUACCAAUAAGAAUGGAACCGCAAAUCUCGACAAGAGAAGAAUAUCCACCCUCAUCGCCAGAACGACUGGUCAAUGUUGAUACACCACGCGCAGACGUACCGGCUACUCGACGAGUUAUUGUUGUACGUAGCAAAAACCCGAGUCAACAUAGUCAACGUUCAAAUCGAUCGAUGGAUGGAAGAAGAGAAGAUACAGUGACCAUUCCUAUUUCUACCAGUACUGGAAAUAAAUCGAUCUAUUUUAUUCGACGACCCAUUGUACCAACCGAAGAGGAAGAAGCAACAACGACAACAACUCAAUGA